UCAGAGAACAGGACAGCCACAGUAUUAAACAUAGAGGAUAGGCAGUGGUAGCACACGCCUUUAAUCCUAGCAUUCCAGAGGUAGAAAUUCCUCUGGAUGUCAAGGAAUUCAAGGCCACAUUGGAAACGGCCAGGCAUGGUGACUCACGCCUUUAAUCCCAGGUGGUAGCAGAAAGGUAUAUAAGGUUUGAGGACCAGGAACUAGAAGCUUUUGGCUGGUUAAGCUUUCAGGCUUUCCAGCAGCAGUUCAGCUGAGAUUCAUUCUGGAUGAGGACUCAGAGGAUUCCAGUCUGAGGAAACAGGAUCAGCUGAGGAACUGGCAAGGUAAGGAAGCUGUGGCCUGUUCUGUCUCUCUGAUCGUCCAGCAUUGACCCCAGUACCUGGCUCAGGUUUGACUUUAUUAAUAAGACUCUUUAAGAUUGCUGCUACAGUAUUGCUUCCUUAGUUUAAAGUAAAACAGAGUCAACGAGAUUUUUAAAUGCUGUAGUAAGAUUCAAAUUACAAAAUAUGGGCCAGAAAUUUUACUGGGCUAAUCUUCCCAUCAAAGGCUCGACUCACACUCAUACUUCUCAUGUUGUGGAUCUGGAGGUGAACACCAGGCUCAUGCCCCAGGAAUGUCUUGCUGACUGGGCUUCUUCCUCCAAUACUCUCCUGCAGGCAGCCAGAAUCGAAUCCACAAUAGGAGAAAACUCCAUGCCUGGGUUCCAAGACUUCUUGCGCAUAGACUUCUGGGAAAUGUAGUCUGCGGCACUGUGACGUCAGGGUGAGCCAUCCAGGAAAUUCCCUCCUGGACUUCAGCCCUCACGUGAGCAGUUUACCCAAAGUUGGACGAGAGUCCUGCCUGCUGUACGUUCUUGUUUCGUCUCUGACAUGGAGGAAAUGCUGUCCUUCUGGGAUGUGGCCAUUGAGUUCUCUGCAGAAGAGAGGGACUGCCUGGAGCCUGCUCAGUGGAAUUUGUACAGGGAUGUGAUGUUGGAGAAUUACAGCAACCUUGUGUUCCUUGGUCUUGCUGUGUCUAAGCCACACCUGGUCACAUUUUUGGAGCAAAGACAAGACUCUUCAGAUGUGAAGAGACAAGCAGCAGCCAACAUGUAUCCAGGAACAACAUUCAUUGAUUAUAACGAUUACAACAAGGGUAUUGACUGCAACUCAUUAAGUAUUCAAUGCCAGAGAAUUCAUACAAGGGAGAAACCCUACCAGUGUAAAGAAUGUGGUAAGGGCCUUAGUUCUUAUAAAACACUUUCCAUACACCAGAGACUUCAUACUGGAGAAAAGUCUUACACAUGUAAAGAAUGUCAUAAGGCCUUCAAUACUCGCUCAUCACUUUUUAUACACCAGAAAAAUCAUACUGAUGAAAAAACCCACAAGUGUGAAGAAUGUGGCAAAUUAUUUUACUAUCCUUCAAUGCUGAAGCAACAUCAAAGAAUUCAUUCUGGAGAGAAACCCCACAAGUGUGAAAAAUGUGGCAAAGCUUUUUAUGAUCCUUCAUUCCUGAAGCAACAUCAAAGAAUUCAUUCUGGAGAGAAACCAUAUAAGUGUCAAAAUUGUGGCAAAACUUUUUAUAAUUUUUCAUUCCUGAAGCAGCAUCAAAGAAUUCAUUCUGGAGAGAAACCCUACAAGUGUAAAGUAUGUGACAAAUCUUUUAACACUCCUUCAGUGCUAAAGCAACAUCAAAAAAUUCAUUCUGGAAAGAAACCCUACAAGUGUGAAGAAUGUGGCAAAUCCUUUUAUAAACCUUCAGUGCUGAAGCAACAUCAAAGAAUUCAUUCUGGAGAGAAACCAUGCAAGUGUGAAGAGUGUGGCAAAUCCUUUUACACUCCUUCAGUGCUGAAGCAACAUCAAAGAAUUCAUUCUAGAGAGAAACCAUGCAAGUGUGAAGAGUGUGGCUGUUUUUUUUCUUCAUUUUCAUACCUUACUCAGCAUCAAACAGUUCCCUGCAAAGACAAUCCCUACAAGUGUGAGGAGUGUGGCAAAAGGUUUUCCCAUUCUGCAAUCCUUCAGAAACAUAGUAAAAUUCAUAGAGACAGACCAUACAAGUGUGAAGAAUGUCACAAAACCUUUCUUUAUCACUCAUCACUUAAGAACCACAAGGUGGUUCAUACUAGACAGAAACUGUACAAGUGUGAAGAGUGUGGCAAAUAUUUUUCCUCAGCUUCAUGCCUUAGACGACAUCAAAUAAUUCACUUUGAAGACAACCCUUACAAGUGUGAAGAGUGUGGCAGAUGUUUUUCCUCAGAUUCAUGCCUUAGAGGACAUCAAAUAGUCCAUUCUGAAGACAAUCCUUAUACCUGUGCACAAUGUGGCAAACGAUAUUCCUGUUCUAGGGAUCUUCAGGAACAUCAAACACUUCAUACUGGAGAGAAAUUGUACAAGUGUGAAGAAUGUCACAAAGCCUUUUUUUAUCUCUCAUCCCUUAGGAGACACAAGACAGUUCAUACUGGAGAGAAACCAUACAAGUGUGAAGAAUGUCACAAAGCCUUUCAUUAUAUCUCAUCCCUUAUGAGACACAAGACAGUUCAUACUGAAGAGAAUCCCUAAAACUGGGAAUAUAUGACAGAAGGUUCUCUUCACCUUCAUCCUUUAAACAAUAUAAAAAAGAAAAGGAAAUUCAUUCUGAAGACAGUCCCUGAAAUUGUGGGGAAUGUGACAAAAACUUUGUUAAUCUUUAUGUGCUUACUCAACAGAUGCUAUAGUUCACAUGGGAGAAAUAUCCUACAAAUGUCUUAAAAUGUUUACUUUUUCAACCCUUAAAAUACAUCAAAUGAUUCAUUCUGACUACAAACUCCAUGAGUGUGUGAAGUGUGAUAAAAUAUUUGCUAACUAUUCAGAUCUUACCCACCUCUAAUGAAUCCAUAGUGGAGAAUAUUAGGUUAAUUAUUUUGGAACGUCAACAGGAACCUCUAACUUCCAAUAGCAAAAAUGCUAAGAAUGCCAUCAGAGAGCUGUAGAGAUUUCUCUUUGCUAUAACCCACAACAAUUUGUUCAAGCAGUGUAUUUGAAACUUGCCUUGAUUAAUGAGUCUCUUUCUUCUGUAACUAUAAAUAUUCCAUGAAACCUUUACAUGUCCUAACUUUGGCCACAGGGUUCCUGGAGUCUGAGAUCUGGGCUGUGGCAUAGUUACUGAUGUUUUUCCCAGUGGAGUCAUCCAAGCUCCUGUAAUAUCUCCCCUUGUGUGUAAGAAUCUCCGUCUCUCUGAGCUAGCAGGUUUUCACCCAGCAUCUGGCUCCAGAAUCCUUAUUGGUAAAAUAAAAGGACAAUGACUUAGUGAAAACUACAGGAAGGCUCUUCUAGUCUAAGGCCUCAGCGUCAAGGCAGUAGCUGCAGCUGAAGAGGUUAAGUCAUUAGCUGUGGUAUCGAUAGUAUGAGGUGCAGUUGCUGUACCCCAGAUAAAAACAACAGUGCCCAUAGAGCAAUAAUGGCAGGAAAGUCAUGAGAAGAACCAAUCAUUUUCUGAUUGGAUUAAUGCUUAUUCCACAAAUUGUAACUGAUGUGAUAUUAAUUUGGUAAUAUACUUUUGCUUGGCUUGGUGAUAAGCCCUAGGGAGAAUUGAAUGCUGUUAUUCUAAUAAGUGGAUAAUAACUAAAUGAGCCCAAGUUCUCAUCUUUAUCCCACAGAGUCAGGAACCCAAGUCCUCAUCAUAUAACACAGUGUCAGGAACCCAAUUCUCAUCUUCAUGCCACAGAGUUAGGAACCCAAGUUCUUAUCUUUAUCCCAUAGAGUCAGGCACCUCUCAACACCCACCAGAAAAUAUUAGUUGUGUUGUAGAUAGAGAAUAAUACACAGAUGCACAUUGGUUGAAGUAUAGAGAAUAUUAGCCUGUGGAGGGCCCUGAUCUAAAAGUGAUACCUCUGUCACACAUUGUGAAAAGAGGUUUCUUACACAUAUCUAAAGCCAAAAGUCAGGGAAUCCUGAGGGAAUAGAGGUAGAAAGAAUGUCAGAGGAAGAAAUAGAUGUCUGCAGUGAAACAGUAGAAAUGUUGACUCAUUUUUAGAACAGUGAAACGUUGCUAGAAAUGUCAGUACCAUUCAUGCUUGAAUGUGGUUGAUAUAUUGUGCAACCCAAUAAGCUUAUCUGGGGGUCAAAGAACAGAACAGCCACCGGCUUAGACAUAGAAGCCAGAAAAUGUUGGUACACAUGCCCUUAAUCCUAUCACUUGGGAGGCAGAGAUCCAUGAGGAUCUUUGUGAGUUCAAGGUCACACUGGAAAUAGCCAGACAUGGUGACGCACACCUUUAAUCCCAGACAGUGAUAGCUGGAAGCAGAAAGGUAUGCAAGACAUGAGGACCAGGAACUAGACGCUUUUAAGCUUUUAGGCUUUUGAGCAGGAGUUCAGCUGAGAUCCAUUUGGGUGAAGACUCAGAACCCUGCCAUCUGAGGAGACAAGAUCAUCUGAGGAGUUGGCAUGGUGAAGUUGGCUGUGGCUUGUUCCGUCUCUCUGAUCUUUCAGAAUUUACCCCACUAUCUGGCUCCAUAUUUUUUUAUUAAUAAGACUGUUUUUCAAUUAGUCUACACUUGAACAUACUGUGCUUAUUGCUACCUGUAUAACACUUACACAGGCUAUCCCCCAGCAUACAAUAAGCAUGGUUGCAUAAGGGACUCACAAUGUCUCACCCUGUGGAGGAGCUAUUUGGCAAUUGAUGGCUCCUGAGGGAGACAGUCAUUCUUAGAGUAUUCCAGGUUCCAGUCAACCGUCCUACACCCCUACACAUGGAGGGAGCACUAAGUGGAAUGAAGAAAUAACACAGAAAAACCCCACCAAAUUGGGAGAGUAAAGUGUUUUUAAGGGUAAGAAACAACAGGUGAAAGAAUGUGGGAUUAAAUAAAACAUUUAACAUACAUGUAUUAAAUUCUCCCCAAGUAAAUUAAUCCUUUUUGGUUUUAGACAUAUUUAUACUGAAAUGUUUUAACCAUGAUUACAGCACAUGCAUCUGGCCAUCAUACUGUUUCCAGAGGGUCAGCAUCCUACUGGGAAGGCGUCAUGAGGGAUCAAGUGAGUGGACUCCUGUAAUAUCAUAGCCUUCUGACAGUCAGGUGGGGAGCUGGAUAGAGGUGUGAGGAUUGUAGAGACAAUGAAGAAGACAGAAAAGAGUCGAGAGGUCUGCUGGUCAAUGCUGCACAGCCCCCAGUUUACUUCACAGCCAGCUGAUAUACAGUCUUGAAGGACAGAGGUAGAACAAUGCACAGCACAGGCACUCAGUCAUUGCAUCCAGGAACAGGCAGUUUCAUUUUCUAUCUCAAUGUACCACUGAAGGCAUCAGCAGCCUGCAUCUAGCUAGAUAGUAUAUUCCCUCAUAUGGGCUUAUCAGGACUUUCUCACAGCCCUUCAAGGAGACUCUGUGGGCUAAUCAGAACUUUCUCACAGCCUUGGAGCAGACAAUCUUGAACUCUGUUGACUCAGAAUAGACUUCAGAUUCAAACUGGGAAACUGAGCCAGUUGUGGGCUCCCACAAUUCCUCCUUUUUUAUUUAUUUUAAGACUCUUUUGAGUCUCUAAUGAUCAUGCCUGUCUUAGGUGUUUUCUUAUCACAUUCCAAUCUUACCCAUCAUGGCAGCAUGAAUUUCAUCAUUCACAGCCUGUCUUAGGUUGAAAGGAGGCAAAGAAAACUUACCUGUCCUUGGCUACCAGCUUCUGGUGUUGAGUCAGAGGAAUGUGCAGAGUUUUACUCUGGAGUUAUGAGCCCAACCUCCGUAAUGAGUUCAAAAUCAACUUGAGAAUUAUAGGCAAACAAAUUAUGUCUACUAAGAUACAUGCUCCAAUAGCUAUAACACUACUUAAGAGCGAAAUAAAUGAUGACGAUGAUGCGAUAUCCAUUUUAAAUUGUUCUAGAAUAUCUUUAGCUGUCUUAACUGCAUCAAAAUCCAAUUUAGCCUUUCUCAUUUCUAUAAUCUCUUGAUGUAAUUUAGCCAAAUCUAAGGAUUCAUUAGAAUCAUGCCAAAUUCCUUUAAGAUGUGCCUUAACCUUUUCCCAUCCAAUUGCACUUUCAUUGUACACAGAAGAUGUAACAUAAAUCCAUUCAUAAUUAGCAUGACAUUUCAAAUGCACUCUAGCUUUCAGACUUUGGAGUUUAUCUCCCAAACAUUGUACCAUAUCAUAUAAAGCAUUCAAUUUAUGUUCCAUUUUUACAUCAAUAUAUUUUUGUGUCUCUAAUGUCAUAGAGACAUUCCUAGACAAUUGAUUCACAAACUGUGCUGUCUGAAUGGAUUGAGACAAAGCCACUGAAGCCACUGUAGUAGUAGAAAGCAUAGUGACAAGAGCUGUAAUUCCUGCUAUAACUAAUCCAGCAACAUGUUUCUGCCUGCUUAAAGCUUUCUUAAUUUCUUCAAUUACUUAUAGCCCUUUAUCAUCAAACCAUGGAUCAUUCACAUAUACUGGCAAUAUAACAAAUAAAGGUUGUUUUAACACUA
Molecule: messenger RNA, 6402 nt
Organism: Peromyscus californicus insignis
Lineage: Eukaryota; Metazoa; Chordata; Mammalia; Rodentia; Cricetidae
Product: zinc finger protein 58-like
Exons: 4
Coding region: 870-2537 (555 amino acids)
Biological process (GO): regulation of DNA-templated transcription
Source: RefSeq, a predicted model, not a curated record